AUGGGAUCAUCCGUAAGCGACACUCUUACCAGCCUGAUUAGCAAUGUCCUGGUCUUUUGCCUGGUGUUUGGCAUGUCUGGGACCGUCGAUGUAAGAUGUUUCAAGGCCCAGCUUCAAAAUGCCAAGGCUGUCAUGACGGGUCUCCUCCUACAGUUCCUCUUGAUGCCGUUCCUUGGUUUUGUCGUGGUCAAAUCCCUCGAUAUGGACUAUAUCACAGGAUUAAUGAUCCUCGCAGUCACAUGCAGUCCAGGAGGAAGCUAUAGCAAUUGGUGGUGCAGUAUGUUCAAUGCUGAUCUUGCAUUAUCAGUCACCAUGACAGCUAUUUCGACUUGUGUAUCGGUGAUCAUGCUACCAUUCAACCUCUAUGUGCAUGCUAGAUUGACAUAUGGCGAGGAAAUCAUCGAUAAGGUCGACUGGGGAUCCCUGUACAUGUCCAUCGUGGUUGUCAUUUUUGCCAUUGGCGCCGGUUUUAUUGCCUCGUUCUACAGCAGUGACCCAAAGUUCAACUUGAAUGCCAACCGCCUCGGCAAUGCUGCAGGGGCCCUGUUGAUCCUGUUCUCAGUCAUCGUGAGUAACUCACAUGAAGAUUACACCCUUUGGAAUCGGGAUUGGUCGUUUUACUUUGGUGUCGCCAUUCCCUGCCUCUUCGGUCUAGUUUUUUCCACAGCUAUUACCACUUGCCUUUUGCUCCUGGCUCCCGAGCGCGUCACUGUAUCGAUCGAAUGCGCCUUUCAAAAUGUGGGUAUUGCCAUGAGUAUUGCCGCAGCCAUGUUUGAUGGCGACGAUCUUUCGCAGGCUAUUGGUGUGCCAGUCUAUUAUGGCUUUAUCGAGGCACUCUUUGUCUCCAUGUACUGUGUUUGGGCCUGGCAGGCUGGUUGGACCAAGGCACCGACGGAUAUCAGUCUAUGGAAGGCCCUAACUACUUCCUACGAGGUUUACACGCUGGAUCAGGCACUCAAUAGUACUACCACAGGGAACGUACAGCUUCCAAGAAUUUCACCACCAACCCAAGAAAACAAAAACAUCCCAAAUGGAACAAAUGAAGGUGACUGGGACUGUGUUGACUAUGGCGAUGAUGAUGAUGCUCCCUCAAAGGAACCCAAAACAAGGUACAUUGACUACGAAGAGCAAAAGAAGAAGAAAGCAAAAAAGAAGAAGUCAGAAAAGAAGGAAACAUCGUCUGUGGGGAAUUGGUUUGGUGGGUUCCUGUCAUGA
Molecule: messenger RNA, 1215 nt
Organism: Seminavis robusta
Lineage: Eukaryota; Bacillariophyta; Bacillariophyceae; Naviculales; Naviculaceae
Source: the annotation of a GenBank genome assembly